Phoenix dactylifera (date palm) is the source of this 880-nucleotide messenger RNA. Its product is annotated as SKP1-like protein 1. The record is from RefSeq and is a predicted model, not a curated record. Lineage: Eukaryota; Viridiplantae; Streptophyta; Magnoliopsida; Arecales; Arecaceae. Gene Ontology annotation, biological process: ubiquitin-dependent protein catabolic process.
UAUAAGUAAGCCCCACCGACACCUUUUUUUCCUUUUUUUUCUUUUUUAUCUCACCAGCCUCUUGCGUUGCGCUCUCUCUCUCUCGAAGAGUCUCCUAGGGUUCUGUCCUCCUCCGAUCCUUCUCUCGGGCGAUCGAUAGCGGUGGUCAUGGCGGAGAAGAAGAUCACUUUGAAGAGCUCCGACGGCGAGGUGUUCGAGGUGGAUGAGAUGGUCGCGAUGGAGUCCCAGACGAUCAAGCACAUGAUCGAGGACGACUGCGCCAGCAACGGCAUCCCCCUCCCCAACGUCACCAGCAAGAUCCUCUCGAAAGUGAUCGAGUACUGCAAGAAGCACGUAGACGCCGCCGCCGCCGCCGCCUCCAAGUCUGCCGCCGACGACACCUCCUUCAAGCUCGCCGACGAUGAUCUCAAGACCUGGGAUGCGGAGUUCGUCAAGGUCGACCAGGCCACCCUCUUUGACCUCAUCCUGGCAGCAAAUUACCUUAACAUAAAGGGACUACUGGAUUUGACGUGCCAAACAGUUGCUGACAUGAUCAAGGGAAAGACCCCAGAAGAAAUUCGCAAGACCUUCAAUAUCAAAAAUGACUUCACACCUGAGGAAGAGGAAGAGGUGCGGCGGGAGAACCAGUGGGCGUUUGAAUGAGCAUAUCGAACUUUGCUGGUGGCCUUGGCGUUCGUGGGUUGUAGUUAGGCUGGAAAAUGUGGCAAACGUUGUCAAAGGAUCUUGUUUGUCAAAAAACUCUCACUUUAUGCUUUAGCUACGCUGUUUGCUGCUCACGGGGUACACGUGAGGAUGGUCUGUUUGGUUAUUUUGUCAAAAACAAGUGUCCAUUCUGAGAGUAAUGGCUUCUCGUUUGAGUUAAUCUGAAGGGUUUCAAAUC